Molecule: messenger RNA, 2174 nt
Organism: Salmo salar (Atlantic salmon)
Lineage: Eukaryota; Metazoa; Chordata; Actinopteri; Salmoniformes; Salmonidae
Product: guanine nucleotide-binding protein G(I)/G(S)/G(O) subunit gamma-5
Biological process (GO): G protein-coupled receptor signaling pathway
Cellular component (GO): heterotrimeric G-protein complex
Molecular function (GO): G-protein beta-subunit binding
Source: RefSeq, a predicted model, not a curated record
GGGGCCAUUCUGAAAGCAGUGGGGAGAACGUAGCGCAAAAAAGGCGGUGCGUUUUUUCAGAGGGGGGAGCACUUGAGUAGCAGUGGCCUCAUCAGAAAAUCUCGUUCUUUCAAGUGAUAGCCGGACACUUUCACUUGGCCGUUGGGCAGACCUCGCAGACAUGUCGAAUAACAGCGCAAACAGCAGCAACUUGGUUAUCGCUCAGAAGGUGGUAAAACAACUUCGGCUAGAGGCGAGUGUUCGCAGGAUCAAGGUGUCCCAGGCAGCAGCGGACCUGAAGACCUUCUGCCUGCAGAACGCCCAUAAAGACCCUCUCCUCAUGGGGGUGCCCUCCAGCGACAACCCCUUCAGACCCCCCAAGUCCUGCGCCCUCUUCUGAGGCGAUGGUGAUGAUGGAGGCUCGUAAAACACGUCUGAACAUUCCCCAAGGAUGCCUUUCUUCUCCAAGCCCCUUGGUGUCUCCUACACCCUUCCCCACCACGUCCAGUCACUGAAGACCUCAAGGCCAGAACACAAUCACAAGCAUUAACCCUAUACUGAGUGAGUUUUUACAUGUGUUCUGUUCUGGAUUUCUACAGCUCAAUAAGGAUAACAUUUGCAGUCUUUGUGUGUUGAGAUCAUUAGAAUGAAAGCACUCCUCAAAGUAUAAAUAUGGCAGUCUCAACCCCAACUCUCCCUGUAGUCUCUACCUUUUGUUACUUUUCUUUUACUCAAAGUGAAAUUGAACUGUAUUAGGUUUUACACAUUGUUGUUGGUGAGUCUUUUAAAGUGGUUGACCCAGUGCCAUUACAUGAGUAUAUACUACCGUAUCAUUGUUGUGAAGCUAUGUUCAACACACUACAAGAUAUUACACACGAGUUUUAUCUCAGAGCUUGUUUUUCAAAAUGGUGCUCAGUUGGUUGCAAACACAAUGUAAGGUUCCACACAAACUCGCCUUAACACUUUCACUGUGAUUUUUGUCAGGUGAAAUUGACAAGCAUUUCGAUAAGUGUAAUUUAUGAUUCUCUGCUAAAAGUGUGGUGACUCCAUGAGCGUCUCAAGAGAUUUGAGUCUUUUGACAGAAAUGUUGCACGCAUUCUCAUGUGUUACACUCGACUACACUGUUAAGAUCCUCAGUUGACAGUUAAACCACUGUGAUGCAAAAUUUAAUUCAAAAGAAAAUGGUGUUACUAUGUCUUGAAAAGAGUGACUCAGAGAGGAUGUUAGAGGUUUCUUAUGGGUGUUGGCAUAUAGAGAUCUCAAACUCAGGUCAUGCAAAAUAUCUGUUUCAAUGCUGGUUUUGUGGUGUUGCUCAGUCAACAUCAGAAUAAUGAUAUGAAGGAUCAUAACAAGAAUAUUAGGAUUACUGUACUGACACUAUAGAUAAGUAUAGUUGCUGUGUAUCAUCAUUAUAAAUAAGCCUGAUCUCAGGACACUCAGUGGAAAGAGACUGCUACUCCAUUGGUGCAUCUAAGUUAAAGUAAGGACACAUUCUAAAUGGCUUAAAGCCAUUUUUAGGGUUCCCCACCCCUUUUACCCUUUACUCUUUGCGUACUGCUUCAAACUAAUGUGCCUUAGUAUGUGCCAAACUUCUGGUAAUUUAAAUGCCCCGAUUUACACACGAGACCUGUUGAGGCCUAAAUCUGCAUUUACUUUCCCACUUGAUUAAUCAGAAACACUUAAAGAGGACCUGAAGGAGUUGAAAAACAACACCAGAGAAUGAGUAAUGUUUAGGAACCAUACUGUGUUCUUAUUACAACAUGAAGUGUUGCUAAAAACUGGAGAAUAGCCCUUCAACAUGUUCCAAUACUCAGAAACAUGUCCUCUGACAUGACCACUGAUAGGCGAAAGGACUAGGCCUACAUAGAUUUUCAAAGUACUAUUAGUCUUGCCUACCAAGUCCUUUCAAAUCAGUGGCCAUGCAGGAAAAGAGAUGGAGGAGAGGGUCUGACUUUAUAAUGAAGUGAAAGAGAUAACUUUUGAGAACUACAGUGUCCAUAAUGCAUGGGGAAAGCAGAGCACCUCAUUUUACAAAUAUUAGUCACUGAAAUGCUCUGGUGGAAGGAUUCAUACAUGUGGAAAACACUGUCAUUCUCUUGUGUCGUAACGUUUUUUUUUUGUGUGUAUUUGUCUUAGAAUGGUACCGUGACAUGUAUUGACUGAAUCAUUUAAUAAAUGUAUUAUUUCACCUUCAA